AUGGAGGCAGCCCUCUCGCCCGAUUUCCCCCCUGGCUCGCUGUCCAUCCACAAACUAUGUCUCUGGUUGAAGAGCUGCGACUCCGCCAUCCAGAACUGCAUCGUCACUGACAUCUGCUGGUGGGCUGAGUCCGACACCGUGCUCAAGCACCAAUCCUUGGUGCUGCGCUUUUGGUAUCAAGGAACGGCCCACGACCUGGUUUUGGAGCGCGCCGGAAAGGCGAUUUGGCGGCCAUUCCGUUCCGCAAUCGACACGGGGACAUUCAAGACUGUGGACGACACGAAGAACGAGGUGUUCUGGAAGUCCCAUCGAUUGUUGUUUGCACUCGUUGCUAAUCGCGAUAUUCUACCGAAGAAUGCCUUCUCAUACAAGGCUUUUGUCGACUUCCUUGACUACAAAUGGUCCGGUCCGCCCUUAACACUGGGCUUGCUUCCGCAGUACCUGAAAGCUAUCAGCGAGCAAGCCCCGCGGUACAGCCUCGCAAGCAAGAACUGCUACUGGUUCGCCCGCCUCGUCUUUCACAUUCUUGCCAUUCGACACUACUCUUUCCCACUUGUUGCCUCUUCUAUACGCCCACGAACCUUUGUCAUUCCCCGAACUACGGACAACACAGUAAACGGUACCGCUGACAUUGUCGAGGCCGACUGGCAGCACCACGACCCGUCCUCUAUCAGCCUUGUUCUCCGUUUCUUGCACUACGAGGAGUGGCGAAACGGCAUACUCAUGUUCCGCCGAAUGGCCAUCGGCACAACCGUCCUCCUUUCGCUAACCAUCAUCGGCGCGACGGGAUACGGGUUCUCGCUGGUUGGCAAGAUUAUGCGGCGCAACGCCUCAGACACCGCAGCUAGCCAGCGCGUGGCAACGGUGAACACGUUCUUCCUGGGGUUUGUAGCGCAGGCGCUGGUUGUGCUGCCCGCCUGCAUCAUCCUCGGGCCCAAGUUCGUGCGCUGGCUGGUGCGUGCCCUGACGCGGCUGCUGGUCCGGCAAGGAACUCUGAAGGCGGUCAAGUUGUUUGAGAGCGCCGACCCAGAGUCUGCCCGUGGCGACUACAUUCCGCCUAUGCUCCCCUUCUCGCUCGCGAAAAAAGGGCCUCCGCGAUACCUCCGCCGGUCGGGCAACUUCCACCAAGAGUACACGAUGCGGAUACACCGAACGAAGCGGGAGAUGCCGCAGCCAUGGACCAACGACAAGCAAGUUUAUGAAGGGACUAGACCCCAAUAUCUCAGGUCACUUGCGAAACUCAGGGCAGAGGAACUUGAGGAAAUACGCUCAACGCGGCCGCCACGACGAGAUGUUCCUAUUACCCUUCAUCCGCAAAGGUUAGCACAGAACACUGUGCCCAGUAUUCCAAGCUCUAUGCAAUAG
This is a messenger RNA of Mycena indigotica, 1365 nucleotides long. RefSeq lists its product as uncharacterized. The transcript has 4 exons. Lineage: Eukaryota; Fungi; Basidiomycota; Agaricomycetes; Agaricales; Mycenaceae. Bases 1 to 1365 code for a protein of 454 amino acids. The record is from RefSeq and is a predicted model, not a curated record.